AUGGCAGGAGCAGCUGUUGUUUGGAGGAGUGCUAAACAAACUGGUGUUUCGAGUUCAACCAUGUUUUCUGAAUACAUAGCUUGCUAUGAAGCCACUUCGCAUGCAGUAUGGCUAAGGAAUUUUAUUAAAGACAUUAAGGUGGUGGACUCGAUUUCUAGACCAAUACGGAUAUAUAAUCACAACACUGCAGCUGUUUUCCACUGCAUGAACAACAAGAUGUCGUCUGGACUUCAGCAUAUUGACAGAAAAUAUUUAAUAGUGAUCACAUCAGAACUCAAGACAUGA
Molecule: messenger RNA, 285 nt
Organism: Prunus armeniaca (apricot)
Lineage: Eukaryota; Viridiplantae; Streptophyta; Magnoliopsida; Rosales; Rosaceae
Source: the annotation of a GenBank genome assembly